Messenger RNA from Penicillium atrosanguineum, 2532 nucleotides. RefSeq lists its product as uncharacterized. The transcript is spliced from 4 exons. The record is from RefSeq and is a predicted model, not a curated record. Bases 1 to 2532 code for a protein of 843 amino acids. Gene Ontology annotation, molecular function: protein binding. Lineage: Eukaryota; Fungi; Ascomycota; Eurotiomycetes; Eurotiales; Aspergillaceae.
AUGGUGGAGAUGCUGACCUAUACGACGAGGACACAACAGGAUCGCUACCCCGCCGCACCAGGCCGCAAAAUACUCUACCACAGAUCGACCAAGCCCUCUCGAGGCCUUGAAAAUACAAUUGGUUUACCGGCGCUAUUUCCAGUCUCAACCCUUGCCGGCUCUCAAGUGGCACAUAUCGCCAGCAUGGCCGAUCCUAUCUCUAUAGUCGGUCUCAUUACGGAUGUCAGCACAAUCAUAGCGAGUUUGAUCAGUUACGCCAAAGCCGUGCAGAGUGCAAAGUCAGAUAUUCGCCAGUUAAGCGAAGAGCUCUUUGCUCUAAAAGGUAUCCUGGAGCAUUUGUCUAAAGAAGCUCCCCGAGAUGAACCUAAAUCGGAGCAGACAGAAUUGCCCGAUUCGUUCGAUCGGGAUGUUUUGAUGAGGGUAUUGCAAACGACGAAUGAAUUCCUCGAAUCUUUGCUCGCAGACCUGGAAACACCAAAGACCAAGUUCAGGCGACUGAAACAAAAGCUACAAUGGCCUUUCACCCAAGAAGAAACCAGCGAGCACUUGGCAAGACUGGAAAGGGUGAAGUCGUGGUUGAUAUUGGUCCUCACGGCGGAUCAUGUCUCGGUAGACCGGGCAUUAAACAGUGAGAUAAGUAGCUUAGCCCGCAGCUUGAAAGAAGAUUUGAGCAUUCGGCAUCAAGAGCGAAACGAGAUGGCGAAUCAGGCGCUUUUCGAGUGGAUUGCCCCUGUCAACCCGGGAAAAUCCCACUUGCGAGCAUCCAAAGUGCAAAACAUUGGCACGGGAAGGUGGUUUAUCGAUGGUUACCUGCAGGACUGGGUAUCAAGUAAAGACAACACUGAGAAGAUACAUUUCCUGGUUGGUAAAUCUGGACUUGGAAAAACCACACUCUUUGCUCAAACAGUUCAAGAGCUCACACUUGCUUCGCAACAUACUGCUCUAUACUUUGCGUACUUUUAUGUCACUAUCGGCGAUACUGCUUCUCAAGAUCCUAGAAACAUUCUGGGAUCACUGGUAGCCCAGCUUUCUGUCUACGAGCCGUUGAUGCUGGAUGAAAUCCGACAUUUAUUUAAAAGUGUCGCCCAGAAUAAAGCACACAGGCAACCUAUCGAGAUUUCAGCUCUUGAGAACGCGGUUGUCAAAUGCGCCUCUGGGACGAAACCGGUUCUUCUGCUCGUUGACGCAAUCAAUGAAAGCUCCGAGCUAGACCUCGUCGAGCCUUUGCUUUUACGACUUGCCAAAAUUUCUCCGAAUCUUCGCAUUCUUGUCACGACAACGGCUGUGUCGACCUCCACGCUCCCAGAGUACGCGAAAACGCUCAAUGUUGGCGCAGGGAUGAUGCGAGAGGAUAUCGAUACCUUCAUACAGCACCGAUUUAAACAAGACGAGACAUUGAAAAGCCUCCCACGAAAGCUGAAAGCUGAAAUUGAAAAGACCUUGCUGUACAAAGCUGAUGGAUCAUUCCGCUGGGUCCAGCUAUCACUUGACAAUCUGAGCCUACAAAGAACCGCAAGAGCAAUGCGCGAAACUCUCCAUAACUUGCCGGGAACACUGCGAGAGACCUACGUAAACACAUUGGCGAGGAUAGCUCCAGACGACCAAAUAUUUGUCCGCGAGGCUCUCUUUUGGCUAAGUUUCGUGAAAACGCCCGUCACGAUCAAUCAGCUCAAUGACGCAGUUGUAGUCGACGAGGGCUCGACAUUCUUUGACGAAGAAAUGGUGCUGUUUCCACCAAAGAUCCUCCUGAAUAUCAGCCAGGGGUUGAUAACAAUAGACGCAUCAGGAUACGUUAGCCUUGCCCACUCGUCCGUGAAGGAAUUUCUGACGUCCGAGUGGAUUCGCACAUCCAGUGUGAAAUGCUUCAGUUUGGAUCCAACGACUGCAAAUGCUACGAUCAUGCGCCGCUGUCUCACAUACUUGUGCCUCGAUAAUUUCAAAUCGGGAUACGUGCCCACUGCUGACGAAAGUUACGCACGCCUGGAAGAGUACCCAUUUUUGGAAUACGCCGCAUAUUAUUGGGCCAUACACGCCGCAGAUUGUGUGCUUGGCGAGCACGAGAGAAGUCUUGUAAAUCAUUUAUUCGAGAGCAAGAGCUUACCCUGCCGCGGAAACUUCGGCGUAUGGGUGCAAGCACUGUUACUCGAAGUUGAUAUCGAGGUAAUUGAAAAGACCCAGCCGCUGUAUUAUGCUGCAUCAUUCGGCAUGACUUCUGUCAUCAAAGCCAUGAUCAAGUCUAACUCAGGGCUUGACAUAAAUGCGCCUGGCGGUCGUACGGGAGCUACGCCUGUUUUUAUUGCCGCCUAUCGCGGAAACAUCGAGAUUGUUAAGAUCCUUCUGCUGGCAGGAGCGGAUCCAACCAUCCCAGAUCCAGAGACCAAGGCGACUGCGUUGGAUCUUAUUCCCUGGCACAUCGCGGAAUUUGAACCUUUUCGUGAUUUUCUGCCUCGUUGGUCUGCAAAAGCCCGCUUUGAACUGCAUGGCUAUGAAAACCCGGUGCCACCAAUUUUACAAGGCAAGACAGUAACUUAG